Lemur catta (Ring-tailed lemur) is the source of this 1426-nucleotide messenger RNA. RefSeq names its product N-acetylglucosamine-1-phosphate transferase subunit gamma (gene GNPTG). NCBI's taxonomy places the organism in Eukaryota, Metazoa, Chordata, Mammalia, Primates, Lemuridae. The record is from RefSeq and is a predicted model, not a curated record. Bases 226 to 1140 code for a protein of 304 amino acids. The transcript has 11 exons. Gene Ontology annotation, cellular component: Golgi apparatus.
CCAAGGAGCGGCCGGGGAGGUGCCGAGCUCGGCCGCCUUCCUCCCCCGGCCCGCGCGGUGCCCUCCUGCGGCCCAUGGCGGGGAACCCCUUCCGGGAGACCCCGAGCGCACCCCUUAGCAGCCAGGUAUCCGCUUCAGCCGUUGCGUCUGCGCACGCGCGGGACGCCACUUCCGGUUCCCGCCGCCACGUGACCCGACAGGCGCUCACAUGACCGCCGCGGAGCUAUGGCGGCGAAGGCGUCGUGCGUCCUGCUGCUCCUCGGGCUCGCGGCGCGCGGGCCCGCGGGCGCCGCCAAGAUGAAGGUGGUGGAGGAGCCCAACACGUUCGGGGUGAACAACCUGUUCUUGCCCCAGACCAGCCGCCUCCAGCCCAAGAGGGAGCCGGCGCCCGUGUCUGGGCCCGAGCAUCUCUUCAGACUUGCCGGCAAGUGCUUCAGCCUGGUGGAGUCCACGUACAAGUAUGAGUUCUGCCCAUUCCACAACGUGACCCAGCACGAGCAGACCUUCCGCUGGAACGCCUACAGCGGCAUCCUCGGCAUCUGGCAGGAGUGGGAGAUCACCAACAACACCUUCGCGGGCAUGUGGAUGAGGGACGGUGACUCCUGCCGCUCCCGGAGCCGGCAGAGCAAGGUGGAGCUUACCUGUGGAAAGAGCAACCGACUGGCCCACGUGUCUGAGCCCAGCACUUGCAUCUACUCGCUGACGUUCGAGACCCCCCUGGUCUGCCACCCCCACUCCUUGUUAGUGUACCCGGCGCUGCCGGAGGCCCUGCAGCAGCGGUGGGACCAGGUGGAGCAGGACCUGGCCGACGAGCUGAUCACGCCCCAGGGCCAUGAGAAGUUGCUGAGGGCGCUUUUCGAGGACGCGGGCUAUUUAAAGACCUCAGGAGAAAAUGAACCCGGGCUGCAGGAGGGAGGGCCCAAGGGCCCGGGGUUUGAGACCCUGGAAAACUGCAGAAAGGCGCACGCAGAGCUGUCAAAGGAGAUAAAAAGGCUCAGAAGUUUGCUCGCGCAGCAUGGCAUCCACUACACAAAGCCCACAGGAACCUCCAGCUCCGAGCACUUGGCCCACAGCACACCCACAGACAGACCCCCCGAGCAGCUGCGAGGUGACCCAGGACCACGCGGGAACUUCCUGUGACUCAGAACCUCCGGGAGCGUGGGGGGGUAGGGCAGAGAGGCCAUGGUCGCGGGGCAAGUAUACUACAGCAGGGGCCCAAGGCGGGGACACUCCAGGGAACAGAUGGCCAGUCUCAGUUUGUGUGCAGAGAUGGAGACAAAAUAAAGAUUCAGAGGUUUAAUUAAUUCUCAUACUGAUAAAAAUAAUUCCAUGACUUCUGUAAACCAUUGCAUAAAUGUUAUAGUGUAAAAAACUUAAACAAGUGUUAACUUUAAACAAUUCACUACAAGUAAAUGAUUAAAUACUA